This is a messenger RNA of Mus musculus (house mouse), 3033 nucleotides long. It is a transcript of the gene Cfdp1, whose product is annotated as craniofacial development protein 1. The record is from RefSeq and is marked validated. NCBI's taxonomy places the organism in Eukaryota, Metazoa, Chordata, Mammalia, Rodentia, Muridae. Gene Ontology annotation, cellular component: nucleus; chromosome. Bases 131 to 1018 code for a protein of 295 amino acids. The transcript is spliced from 7 exons.
AUGUGCGCUCGCCUCUAGGGCGGCCCUAGCUGCUGGUCCUGUACCCCUAUGGUCUCGCCCUAUAUCUAGCUUCGCUAUUUUGGGGCAGUGGCCGCAGUCGUGUGGGUAGCAGGCCCCAAGUGACAGCAGCAUGGAGGAAUUCGACUCCGAAGACUUCUCCACAUCGGACGAGGAUGAGGACUACUUGCCGUCCGGUGGAGAGUACAGUGAAGAUGAUGUCAAUGAAUUAGUAAAGGAAGAUGAAGUGGACGGUGAAGAGCAGGCUGAGAAAACCAAAGGGAAAAGAAGGAAGGCUCAGGGCAUUCCAGCCAGGAAAAGGAAACAAAGUGGCCUCUUGUUAGAAGAAGAGGAAGAUGGCAAGGAAGACUCUGGAGGUAGUAGCAGUGAAGAAGAUGAAGAGGAGCAAGAAGGAGGCCUUGGGUCAGAGAAUGCAAGGAAGAAGAAGGAAGAUGAGUUGUGGGCCAGCUUCCUUAAUGAUGUAGGACCAAAGUCAAAAGCAGCCCCAGGUUCACAAACUAAGGUAGCCGAGGAGACUGAAGAGAUUAGUUCGAAUAAACCGUUGGUCAAAGCAGAUGAGCUGGAUAAGCCUAGAGAAUCAGAAAAGGUGAAGAUUACCAAGGUGUUUGACUUCGCUGGCGAAGAAGUAAGGGUGACUAAGGAAGUAGAUGCUGCGUCUAAGGAAGCGAAGUCUUUCCUCAAGCAAACAGAGAGAGAAAAACCGCAGGCUCUUGUCACUUCACCAGCGACACCACUCCCUGCUGGGUCAGGGAUAAAAAGAGCAAGUGGUAUGAGCAGCCUCUUAGGGAAAAUUGGAGCCAAAAAACAGAAGAUGAGCACCCUUGAGAAAUCCAAACUGGACUGGGAGAGCUUCAAGGAAGAAGAGGGGAUUGGUGAAGAACUGGCCAUCCAUAACCGAGGGAAAGAAGGGUACAUUGAGCGGAAAGCUUUUCUGGAUCGAGUGGACCACAGGCAGUUUGAAAUUGAGCGAGAUCUCAGGCUGAGCAAAAUGAAACCUUGACAUUCUGGGAAGGAUUCCUAGCAGCUGAAUCCUAUUGACAAUGUGAGCUCCUCUGAGUGUCUGUGAAAUACUUCCAGUGUUCCUCAUCAUGUUUCCAGCAAGUCCCUUUUUCUACGUUGCAGUUUGUUUAAUGUAUGUUAAUUUCACCUGGCUUCAUUCAUUUUCCUUUUUAAAAUUUGUCUUUUAAAUAAACAAACAGAACCCUCUGUGAGGUUGGUGAGAGUAAGGGUGCCGUGCUCCUUCCCUGUGCUCUGCCUCUAAGGCUGAAGGCCAGCAGGCCCAGCCACCACAUCUCAGACCUGUCUGUGAUGGUCACAAGCCUCUUUAAAGUCAGCCUUUCCUGGAGACUCCUCGGGGGCUUCCUGGGGUGGCAGCUAACACUGAGUCUCUGGGCAUUUGUUCUCAAUGCAUUCAGCUCCUCUCUUGUGUGAGAUUCGUAAGGUGGGGACAUUGGGAUAAAUUAACGCUAAGUGGCUUUUUGUCUUUUCCUAUUCCCCUUUCUCCUUAAAAAAACAGUCUACUUCAGAUAUAUUUUCUACCUCAGUAGUUCUUCAGGUUUUGGUCAAGGGACAUUCUUUCCAGUAAUGCUGCACACACCUAGAAUCCCAGUGCAAAUGGAAGACUGGCAAAGAACUGCUACAAAUCUGAGGGCAGCCUGGGCUACAUAGCUCCAGACCAGCCUGGGCUGGAGACUGAGAAAUGGGGAUGGGGAGUAUAUAAAGACCUCAUGUUCUUUCUGCUCCUUAGGAGACUUCCCCACUCAGACUUCCUGCCUAGGAAGCGUUGAACACAUUAAAGUCCAUCGCUUGUUCCAAGAGCAUGGGGACUGGGGAAAGUGGGCUUCAAAGACAGCAUUCUGUUUCCUGCUCAGACCCAGCUCUGUGGCCUUACCACAGCUUUGUUUUCUGGCCUGUGGAUGGCGUGAGUCACAUCAGUCUUUCAGAGGGCUGAAGUGAGCUGAUGCCAGCCUAAGGCCAAAGAACACUAGGUCACAGUGGGCUUCCUAUCUAGGCCUUGGGUGUGGGGGCAGUAUUUGUAGCAACCAAAACUGAAUUGGUGACACCAGAUGGCUAGCAUCUCAUUACCCAAAAAGGAAGUUUACAAGCUACAUUUGAACUCCUGGUCUGUUCACAUCCAUCUGCAAAGGACAGUACAGGGGACACAGAGCAUACCAAGCUGGCAUUGCGGCAGAUGGUCUCUUCUGAGACUUGGAUGAUGAAGGAGGUCCUUUAACCAGAACCAGCCAGAACCCCAUUGGGAUAGGACCUCCAUGCCUGUAAGACAGGGGCCCACUUGUGUUCUGCCUGGCAUGUCACCUGCUGCACUGGCCUGAUGCUUCUCAUGCUGUGUUGUGGUUGUGUGUACCCCAGCAUCCCAUCUCUGCAACCAUGGCAUCAAUAGCUCAAGAGCCAACUCUGCCUGUAUAUGUAGAUGCUCUUCGACCCUUAGGAUAAAGGGCCAUGCACUCAUGGUAACUUGGGUUUUCCUCUCAGCAAAGGCCUAAGAGAUUAAGAAGUCAGUGGAUCAGUGAGACUUGUCUAUGAGUGUCAGCCCUGCCAGCCCUCAAAUAGUCUUUUCCAUUGGUGGCCUGUUUUCAGUGUUCGUCACCUCUCUAGAAAAGGCUGUCUCUUUCUCCUGGGUGUGUCUAUUCCCAGCUGGGCAUAUGUAACCCAGGUGAUACUGGUUGGACUGACACUCAGGUACAUGCACAAAUCCAAAUGCAUAUACCAAUGUGUGUUAGCAUCAGUAAGACGUAAAGUGGCCCCACAGUAGACCUGGGUCAUCACACCGCUCUGGCUGCAGGGGAGGCUGCAAACGUGUGCAUGUAGUGUUUCCCUCUCCUACACUGACAGUCUUUUCUAAAGCUGUCCCAGGAGAGUCAGGAGUUUGGAGAUGAAAGCAGGUGGCCGUGUUUGGUGGUGGCUGAGCCUGGGAGAGGAGUGUGCACAGCCUUCUGUUCUUCGAAACGUGGAUAUGGACUUCAAUUUUUCAUAAUAAAACAUUUUCUAAAGUUG